CCCAACCCUGUGUAUUUUAUUUGGCUGAAACAAAUUUGAUAUAAAAAUUUAUCUGUAUCUAUCCCCUUCUUCUGCCUCCCUUCCCCUUUCUUACUCUCCUCUCUCCUAUCUUAUCUUUUCUGUCUUUCUCUUUAUUUCUUAGUUUGUUUUCUCUUACCAUUCUUUCGUUCUUCCCGUUGUCAUCAGUAGAGAUAAAUUUCCUCCCUUUCUCAUCAGUAGAGAUAAAUUUCUUCCCUUUCUCAUCAAUAGAGAUAAAUUCAUGUCGUUUUAACUCCCCUAUUUUCACUUUCUGCAUUUUAAAUCAAACUUAAGUUAACUUUUUGGAUUAUUUAUUAUUGAUGCUUGAUCCAUAACUUUUUAGAUUAAAAAAAAGAACUUAAGAGAGCUUUUGGACUAGAAAGUAUAGGAGAAAUAUGUAAUAUCACUGUGGACUUUCUGUUUCAAUUUUUUUUAUGUAAUAUCUAUUGCUUGGGAGAUUGUUGUCUACAUUGAGAUCCUAAAUAUAUUGUCUAGGAUGUCUGUUUACCUGGUGGGUUUCACCUCUCAAUGGUGAUCUUUGUUCAUUUAGCUUUUAAAAACUGAUAAAUUUAUUUUUUAGCUAUGGCAUUUAAAGGGAAAUUCUUUAUGUUGCUCAGUUGCUGUUCGUUGAACUUUUGUGCACUCUUCAAUUAAAUGAUAUGGGUUAUGUACUAGCUCCAUGUGGAAAUUUAUAUUUCCAAAUAUCUGUAUGAAGUGACAAAGACUAGCAUCUUUGCGCGUGUCCCAUCCUCUUCUCCAACCCUUUUGACAAAGGUCAAAAUAUUCUCGCCAACUCUAAUGGAGGUUAAGCUAUGGAAUGAUAAGCGGGAAAGAGAAAUGUAUGAAAACUUUGCCGAGCUCUUUGCUAUAAUAAAGGCAACUGAAAAGCUCGAGAAGGCUUAUGUUCGUGACAUCAUCUCACCUGCAGAAUACGAAACUGAAUGCCAGAAAUUGAUUGCUCAUUUCAAGACCUUAUCCUCCACAUUGAAAGAUACUGUACCUAGCAUUGAGCGAUUUCAUGACACCUACAAAAUGGAAUGCCCUGCCGCCCUAAACCGGCUUGUGACCUCUGGGGUGCCCGCCACUGUGGAGCACAGAGCCGCCGCUGCAAUGUCAGCUACAACCUCAGCUGCUGUUGUGGCUGAAUGUGUGCAGAAUUUCAUCACUGCUAUGGACUCUUUGAAGCUGAAUAUGGUUGCUGUUGACCAGGUCCAUCCCCUAUUGUCGGACCUGUCAUCUUCCCUUAAUAAACUUUCAAUUCUGCCAGCCGAUUUUGAGGGGAAGACAAAGAUGAGAGAGUGGCUCUCAAGGCUCUCAAAAAUGGGAGCUGCAGAUGAGUUGACAGAACAGCAGGCCCGUCAACUCCACUUCGAUCUUGAAUCAUCAUACAAUUCUUUCAUGGCAGCACUGCCCACUGCUGGAACUUAAUUGCUUAUUUCAGGUGAUAUGUUUGUACAUAUGAUGUGGCUGAUUUCUUGUUUUCUUUAUCAAGUUUAUACUACAUAUGAUGCUUUAUUUGGUUGAGCUGCUGGUUGAUCAUUUUGAGGAUUCGGAAAAGAGUCAUGUAAUUUGUGCAGACUGUUGUCUGGUCGUUCCAAUUUGUUCAACAUGACCUCAUCCCAGACAACAUUUUUACUUGGUUUGUGUGCUUUUCUUUUGUAACAUUAAUAUAUUACUAGGAAAGAAUUGAGCGUCUGAAAUAGUUUUUCAACGGAAGUGCUAAUUUUUUUUAUGUUAAAUGAAGCAUCCAUGGUAUCAGCUUAUCAAGUAA
Molecule: messenger RNA, 1789 nt
Organism: Nicotiana tabacum (common tobacco)
Lineage: Eukaryota; Viridiplantae; Streptophyta; Magnoliopsida; Solanales; Solanaceae
Source: RefSeq, a predicted model, not a curated record